This is a messenger RNA of Sabethes cyaneus, 3718 nucleotides long. RefSeq names its product solute carrier family 26 member 6 (gene Prestin). Lineage: Eukaryota; Metazoa; Arthropoda; Insecta; Diptera; Culicidae. Bases 1011 to 3035 code for a protein of 674 amino acids. Gene Ontology annotation, biological process: transmembrane transport. The record is from RefSeq and is a predicted model, not a curated record. The transcript is spliced from 7 exons. Gene Ontology annotation, molecular function: bicarbonate transmembrane transporter activity; sulfate transmembrane transporter activity; chloride transmembrane transporter activity. Gene Ontology annotation, cellular component: membrane.
UUUUCCAACCAAAUGGGUGAAUUGUGGCUGUCUGUAUCGUCAAAGUGAAGUGAUGUCAGUAAAAAAAUGCUUCGUGAAAUGAUUGUUAAUGAAAUUAGCAAGUUUGUUUCAUUUUCUACAUCUACAGUGUAAAGAGUUUUUGGUUUGGUUUCUGGUUAACCUUCAAUAGUUUGACGUUUUCGCUUUUUCACGGCUUUGAGCGUUACUAAACAGAGAGCUGUCCGUGAGAGCGGAUGGAGAAAGAAAAACAGCGUUAUAUUUACACUCGAAGUGAGAACCGUGCAGAAAUGAGACGGAUUAUCGAAGGCAAACCGAAGGAAAUGUGUCAAACUUGUUGCUGAGAUUGCGAGGUUCCGUUAAGUGUCGCGAAAUCAAUUUACGAUUGGCCGCCGAUUGGAUUGCGAGCGUGUCAGAAAGUCAGGAAAAGCAACCGUCAAGCUGUCUUGGCUGGCUCUGAAAGUGCACAAACAACCGCGCAUCGCAGGCUGUGUGUUUGUGUUGCGUUGUGCCUCGAUCUGGCCCGGUGCCCGGCUCGAGUGAUCAGUGAGCAGUCAUCGCAGCGUGCUAUAGCAGCCCUUAUCAUCUGCGUCUGCUGUUGCUGUUUCGGUUCAGCGCCAAUCGUGCUGAGCUGAGGGAGUUAGCUUUCGCCGUCGUCGCGGUCGCCGGCAGCCAGCAAUCGUAGUCGGUUCAUCGUGGUCAGCAGUCACGCGUACGCAAGACUUCUGACUCAACUACAGGGCGGGAAACUUUGCGUUGGGUGAAUCCCGAAUUACUAGUUCUCGAGUGUUGCGGCUGCUAGUUUAGAGCUAGGAUUACACAAUCGCCUCCGACGAUUGACAGCCAAUCGGUGCGAGGACGAAACAAUAAUUAGUGAUUGAAGUUUAACUGACGGGUGGCGUACCAACGGAAAGGGAAAACAAAUUAAUAGUGAAGAUAUACAUUUUAAUUGAGCCAAUUAGCACUUUGUCGCUGUUGUGUUUUGUGCUGUGAAUUGCUGCGGGCGGUGAAACAUGUUGAACUCAAAAGGAGGCACCAGUGAUAGCAACGCGAAAGUGAAACCAGAAUACAAUGAGCUAUCGUAUCUGGUGACGAGACAGUGCCUGCAUCAGGAGGAAUUCAAUCAGCUGUCACAGUAUGAUCGGGUGAAACCACCGCCCAUCGAGUCGAUGGUCAACUCGGCCCGGGAGUUCCGCUGCCUGAACACACUGCUCAACUUCAUUCCCAUUCUGCGAUGGCUGCCGCAGUACUCGAUCAAGCGCGACCUAAUGGGGGACAUCACCGCCGGCAUAACGGUGGCGGUCAUGCAGAUCCCGCAGGGGAUGGCCUACGGUUUGCUGGCCGGAGUGCAGGCGAACGUCGGCCUGUACAUGGCCUUUUUCCACUGUCUGGUCUAUGCGGUGCUCGGUACGUCGCGGCACAUCUCGAUGGGCGCAUUUGCCGUCGUUAGUUUGAUGACGGCCAAGGUGGUGGCCAGCUAUGCCACCGUUACCCCAACGGAAAUGAUUAAUGGAACUACUAUCGACCUGCCACCGUUAGACCCUUCCGAGCCUCAAUACACACCGAUUCAGGUUGUCACCGCACUUUCGUUCGUUGUCGGAUGCUAUCAUUUACUCAUGAGUCUUAUGCGACUGGGAACUUUGUCGGCCUUGCUAAGCGAGCCGUUGGUUAGUGGUUUCACCACGGCAGCUGCCGUCCACGUUCUUGUAAGCCAAAUGAAGGAUCUGUUGGGAGUUACGAUCCCCCGCUACAAGGGGUCCUUCAAGAAUAUCCUAGCUCUACGCGAUCUUGCCAGUGAACUUCCGAACAGUAAUCUCCCCACCGUGUAUACCUCAGUGAUCGUUAUACUUUUUAUGAUCUUUAUGAACGAGUAUCUGAAACCGUGGUCCUCGAAGAAAUGCCAAUUUCCAAUUCCCGCCGAACUGAUGGCCGUCGUCGGUGGUACGCUGGCUUCGUACUUUAUCCGGCUGGGGCCGGAUUUUGCCGUGAAAUUGGUGGGAGAAAUUCCCAUUGGUCUUCCUGAACCGGAAAUGCCUCCUGUUUCACUGCUGAAACUGGUUGCCGUAGAUGCUAUUGCCAUAACCAUAGUUAGCUACUCGAUUGUAAUGUCUAUGGGACUGAUUUUUGCCCAGAAGGAAGGUUACGAAAUUCGAGCUAAUCAGGAGUUGAUCGCCAUGGGUACCACGAAUAUCGUUGGAUCGUUUUUCUCCUGCGUACCGACCGCUUGUUCGUUAUCACGUUCGCUUAUUCAGCAUCAAACCGGUGGAAAAACCCAAAUUACGGCUGUGGUUUCUUCGAUGCUUAUCUUGGUGGUCCUUUUGGUGAUUGGACCGUACUUCGAAACGCUUCCGCGUUGUGUCCUAGCGUCGAUUAUCUUCGUCGCGCUGAAGGGUAUGCUGUGGCAGGUGAAGCACAUCCGAAAGUUCCAACGGGAAGGAAGCUUGGAACUGUUUGUGUGGUUGGUGACGUUCCUGAGUGUGACGAUAAUCGAUAUCGAUAUUGGUCUGCUGAUAGGAGUCGUAUUUUCGCUUGUGGCACUGUACAUUAAGGGUUGGAAAUCGUACUACAGUCUGCUCGGAACGGUUCCAGAUACGGGAAUUUAUGUGGACAUCGCCAGUCAUCAGCGAGCCGAGGAGAUACCGCAUAUCAAGAUCUUUAAGUACUCUGGACCGAUUAAUUUCGCGAGUCGAGCGACCUUCAAGAAAGCUCUUACCAAAGAGGUUGGAGUCAGUCAAAAGUUGGUUGCGCGUGCAUCACGGUACGAGGCAGCUGGCGAGGGUGCUGGCUUGCAGAUUAUUAAAACGGUGAUUGUUGAUCUGUCCAGUGUUCCACACAUUGAUACCGCAGCCUGUAAGGUGUUCAACGAUAUCAAGAAAGAGAUGAACACGGUAGGAGUCGCCAUGUUGAUUGCCUGUCCGGCGGAUUGUGUCUACGAGACGCUCCUGCAUGCCGAGUCGAUUGGCGCCGGUGGUUUCCACAUCUUUCCGACGGUGCACGAUGCGGUUCUGUAUGCUCAGGGUACCGCGUCGGCGGUUUAGGGCGUUCCCUCCGAGGAGGUCACCACCACUGAUUUACUGAUGUGGUGGCGUUAAAGUGCCAAAGAGUUUGAUUUAGAAUGGAAAAAAUCUCAGUUUUACGCGGAACCGGUAGCGUCGACGCCAGUUUGUCGAUAAGAAACGUGCCUUUUUGCUAAGGGGGAUUAAGAUUUAACAAACGUAGAACAAACCAACGGGCAUGUUAUACAUGUGUUAAUUAUUUCUAAUUAACUAGCUAAUAUUAUGCAACUGGACAUAUUUUAAACAAAUACUUAGAACAGGUCUGUCUAUUUGUAAAGUGCACGUGAAUGGAAUUCGUGACGAAUUUGUUAUUAGCCUAAACGGAACGAUGUUUAGACUAGUAGUACUUAAGGCAAAAGAGUUAACUAUUAACUAUCACCCACGAGCAGUUGCCGAUGGACCAUAUAGAUUAGGCACCCGCACUGUUACUUCUCACGGUUUUUUUAUACAUAAAGUUAUAACGAAACAUAGCUAUUAGGUUAUUUGAGUUUAAGUGCAGCUGAACUUAUUAUGUUAGUUGCGUUUUUAUUGCAGAACAUUUUCUAAGUAGCAGCGAGUGCCGUAUUUUUUACGAUGAGGUAUUACAAAAACAAUAGCUAAAAUCAAACAUAAAACCGCGACUUAACGAGCGUAAAGCUAAGCAAUACACUUUGUCUGUUCAGAGU